Molecule: messenger RNA, 3429 nt
Organism: Trachymyrmex cornetzi
Lineage: Eukaryota; Metazoa; Arthropoda; Insecta; Hymenoptera; Formicidae
Exons: 2
Coding region: 16-3285 (1089 amino acids)
Cellular component (GO): extracellular region
Molecular function (GO): chitin binding
Source: RefSeq, a predicted model, not a curated record
ACACCAAGUUCUCCAAUGUCGACAACUACAACAUCGAGUUCUUCAAUACCGACGACCCCGAUACCGAGUUUUCCGACACCUUCAUUGGAUUCUUGCAUAUCCGACAACAGAACACACAUGCUUCCCCAUAAAACUAUGUGCGAUCAUUACUAUUUGUGUUUUAAUGGCUGGGUAAGUCCCAUCUCUGAGAAAUGCGACCGCAACUUAUUAUUUAAUUCAUUGCUUCGUGUAUGUGAUUAUCCGGAAAAUGUAAAUUGUAAGAACUCUCCGCCAAAUACGGAUAAGUCAAAUCCAUCAUCGAUUUCGCCACCGUUUAAUUACUCAUUACCGACAAACUCAGAUCCAGUUGCUUUGAUUUGCCAGCCAAAUGGCAAGCACAAAAUUCCUCAUGAAAUUAUGUGCGAUUACUAUUAUUGGUGUAUCAACGGCAUAAGAGGUACGAAUUGGAUAAGAUGCGAAAGCAAUUUAUUAUUCAAUCCAGUGAUCGGUGAAUGUGAUUACUCGGAAAACGUAGACUGUGAGUGCAGAAGUACUUCGUCACCUGAUAAUACAGUUCCUUCUUCAAUCUCAACUCCAACGACUACGACUCCAACGACUACAACUCCAACAACUCCGAUUACAACGUUUUCAACAAAAACGACUACAGAAAUAACAAUUACAACCCCAAUAACAGAAAUCACAACAAAAAUUCCCAAUAAACCCCGUGAGAAAUGUCCUCCAAAGGAAUCAACGGAAGAAGCGCGGAUUGCUCAUCCAUGUCUAUGCAACCGAUAUUACGACUGCAUAGACGGUGAAAAGAUAUUACAAACAUGUCCGAUUGGCAAGCAUUUUGAUUACGUGAGAGAGAUUUGCGAUUGGGUCUCAGUAGUAAAAUGUAUUCGACCGAUUCCAACCUUUAACAUUUUAACCUCCGACAUUGAUGACUAUAAUACUACAUGCGCUCCAGAAGGCAGAGCAUUUCAACAUGACACCGAUUGUUCUGCCUAUUAUUUAUGCUCCAACGGUGAGAAAAUUUUAAGACAGUGUAUGGAGGGACUCCAUUUCAAUAUGAUCAUCCAAAUAUGCGAUUAUCCGCAAAAGAGUUGCGAUUUGAACAGAUCCUCGCCAAGAAUCAAUUUGGAUAUUUGCCCUCCUUCAGAUUCCGUACAGGAAGUAUUUUUGCCUCACGAAUGUGAAUGCACACAAUAUUAUGAAUGCAUUAAUGGAAAGAAAUUUCUUCGAUUUUGUCCGAAUCGUCUACAUUUUGAUCCUGUUUGGCAAAUUUGUAAUGAUCCAAUUGAGGCCAAAUGUGUUGCUGAUACAAUUUCGACAACAUCUACUUCAAUAUUUACAACAUUAUCAACUACGGAAGCUAUCGAUGAACCUCGCACAACGUGUCCUCCUAAGGGAUCAACUGAAAAAUUACGACUUCCUCAUCCAUGUAUAUGCAAUCAGUAUUAUGAGUGCGUAGAAGGCGACAAGGUAUUACGAACAUGUCCAAUCGACAUGUACUUUGAUGACGCAACAGAGGUUUGCGAUUGGAGCACCGAAGUGAAAUGCAUCUCGCAAUUUCCAUCUCACGACAUCCAAAUUAACGAUUACGAUAUUAACAAUAAAUGUUCUCCAAAUGGCAGAGCGUUCAAUCAUGAAAAUAGUUGCACUGAGUAUUAUUUAUGCUCUGAAGGUGAAAAAGUUUUACAAUACUGCUUAGAAGGACUUCAUUUCAACGUUAGUAUACAGAUGUGCGAUUAUCCGCAAAAGAAAUGUGAUCUAACUAUAUCUGAUACACCUAGACCACAACCUAUACCGACAGUCGCCUUAAAUAUUUGUCCUCCCGAUUCCAUGCAACAAGUACUGUUGCCUCACGAGUGCGAUUGCACGCAAUAUUACGAGUGUAUUGACGGAAAACAGAUUCUUCGAGAUUGUUCGGAUGGUCUACAUUAUGAUUACGUUCGUCAGAUUUGCAAUGUGCCGAUUGAAGCUAAAUGCAAUGAUUUCACAACAACGAUUCCUGAAAGCUCGUUUCCUACCAUCCCUGAUUCAAGUAAAUGUUACGACGAAAAUAAUGAAAUACCUUAUGAACAUGACUGCAGGUUUUACUACAAGUGCAACAACGGUAAGAAGAUCUUGAAAACAUGUCCUAGAAACUUAUACUUUAAUCCAAAGCUUCGAGUAUGCGAUUAUCCGGAGAACGUCGUCUGUAACGUUGAAGGAAACAUAUCCAGUACAUCAACACCAACCAAGUGCGAAACAAUGACAGAAACCACCAAUAUUCCUCAUGAGACCGACUGUAAUUUGUAUUAUGUCUGCGAGAAUGGCAUCAGCAUACUUAAAAAAUGUUCUCCGAACCUCGUUUUUAAUCCUAUUCUGAAAGUUUGCGAUUUCCCAGAGAAUUAUGUCUGCAAAGUAACACGUGACAAGAACAACAUUAAAAAGAUUAAUAAAAUAGUUCAAAAUCUCGAUCCAUCUACUUGUAUUGGUACUUGUCCAGAAGAAGACCCUGAUUUUGCAGUGUUACUUCCAAACGACGAUUGCAAGAAAUUCUGUAUGUGCAGCGGUGGCGUAGCAUGGGUUCAACCAUGUCCUGACCCACUCUAUUUUGAUUCUGUUGAAAAGAUUUGUAAGAAAAAAAAGGAUGCCGUUUGUGGGGUACGUUCGUACAAUCAAGAUAGCAAUUUCAUGACUGAUAAAACGGUCGACAAUGACUAUUCGAUGAAAACUCUGACCACCGAAAAUAAUGAGCGCGCAACGUAUGACAAUCUCGAUCCAUCUACUUGUAUUGGUACUUGUCCAGAAGAAGACCCUGAUUAUGCAGUGCUACUCCCGAACGAUGACUGCAAGAAGUUCUGUAUGUGUAGCGGUGGCGUGGCAUGGGUUCAACCAUGUCCUGACCCACUCUAUUUUGAUUCUGUUCAAAAGAUCUGUAAGAAAAAGAAGCAAGCCGUUUGUGGGGUACGUUCGUACAAUCAAGAUAGCAUUUUCAUGACUGAUAAAAUGGUCGCCAAUGACAAUUCGAUGAAAACUCUGACCACUGAAAAUAAUGAACGCGCAACGUAUGACAAUCUCGAUCCAUCUACUUGUAUUGGUACUUGUCCAGAAGAAGACCCUGAUUAUGCAGUGCUACUCCCGAACGAUGAUUGCAAGAAGUUCUGUUUGUGUAGCGGUGGCGUGGCAUGGGUUCAACCAUGUCCUGACCCUCUCUAUUUUGAUUCUGUUCAAAAAAUUUGCAAACGGAAGAAGAAUGCUGUUUGUGGAGUUCGUCUAUUUAAUGAAGAUCAUGUCUUUAUAAUUAAUGAGAAAUGGUAAUAAAAAAAGGAAUCUAUGGCACCUUCAAACAAGGAACAUGAUGACGGACGCAGGACAAACAUUUUAGUCGAAGCUUUAUUUCAAUUUUAAUUUUUAUUUUAUUGUUUGCAAGUUUGCAAAUUAUUGAAAUUACUUAUUAAUCAU